Molecule: messenger RNA, 2761 nt
Organism: Lolium rigidum
Lineage: Eukaryota; Viridiplantae; Streptophyta; Magnoliopsida; Poales; Poaceae
Product: histone-lysine N-methyltransferase CLF-like
Exons: 16
Coding region: 57-2738 (893 amino acids)
Biological process (GO): chromatin remodeling
Cellular component (GO): PcG protein complex
Molecular function (GO): protein binding; histone methyltransferase activity
Source: RefSeq, a predicted model, not a curated record
CCGCCGCGUCCGCACGCGGUCGACAUUGUUUCGAGGUUACUCACGAAAAUAAGGCUAUGUCAGAUGAAGAAGGACGUAAGGCCUCUGAAUAUGUUUUAUGUGUUAUUGAGUCGUUGAAGAAGAAAGUUACAGCAGAUCGUUUUACUUACAUUAAGAAUAGGAUAGAGGAGAACAGGAUUAAGCUCAGCACUGUUACACAAAGCACUAGCAAUUCUUCAAAAAUCUGGCAAAGAAAUACAUCAAAUGGCACCGACUUUGUCUCAAAUUUGCUGACAAGUAGGAAAGACGAUGCACUCUGUUUGGUGCAUAGUCUUGAGGCAUCACCUGCUGAGGAAGAUGGCGUCAGUUCCGAAGAAGAAAGUUCAUAUGCCACAUCAACUGUUAUGUUGGGGGGAAAUCAAGCUGCAAAGAGCGCCAUUAGGCUAAUUAAACUACCAGAAGUACCGAAACUUCCGCCUUAUACAACAUGGACAUUUUUGGACAGGAACCGGAGGAUGUCGGAAGACCAAUCCGUACUUGGUCGACGAAGGAUUUAUUAUGAUGCAAAUUGCGGUGAAGCUUUAAUUUGCAGUGACAGUGAAGAUGAAGCUGUUGAGGAUGAAGAGGAGAAAAAGGAGUUCAAAGUUUCUGAAGAUUGUCUUAUUCGGAUGACAAUUCAAGAAUGUGGCAUGUCUGAUGCAGUGCUGGAAACCCUGGCUCGAUGUUUUGGUAGAGCUGCUGGUGAUAUAAAGGCCAGAUAUGAGAUCCUACAUGGGGAGAAAACUGUGAGUUCUUUAAAAAAAGCUUCUGAACUUCAUGUCAAAGUGGAAGAUGUCUACCGUGAUAAAGAUUUGGAUGCAGCAUUGGAUUCCUAUGACAAUCUCUUUUGUCGGCGAUGUCUAGUUUUCGAUUGUAAAUUACAUGGGUGUUCUCAAGAUUUAGUAUUUCCUACAGAAAAGCAACCACCUGGGAACAUCUUGGAUGAUGGUAUGCCUUGUGGCAUUCAUUGUCAUAAACUGGCCUCCAAACCAGAUGCUACUGUUGCAAACGAUUCUGACAUGCAUAUUGACAUAGAGGAGCCAACUCACUCAGCUGAUGAUACAAGGAACCAGUUGGAUUCAAAUAAGAAAAAACGGGGUUCUAGUGGAAGGAAGGCAAAAUCCCAACAAAGUGAAAGCUCUUCAAUCCAAAGGAUUGCCUCAGAAAGUAGCGAUUCAGAAGUACAUCCAAUAAGCAAUAAAUCUCUGCAUCACUCACCUUGUCAAUCAAAAUUCAAAAUUAGCGCAAGAGGUGGAAUCAAGAAAAGUGCUAAUAGAAGAAUCGCAGAGCGAAUCCUUAUGAGCGUGAAAAAAGGACAAAGGGAAGUGGCACCAUCAGACUCAAAUUCUGGUGGAUGCCUCUGGCCAAGGGAUAUGAAGCUUAGAUCUGGUACACGAAGUGGACAAAAGGAUUCAUUUGCAUCCUCACAGCAGAAUUCUCCGAACACAAGAAGUUCUCGGAAGAAGGAUACGUCUCCAAUGGAGAAGAAAGAGAAGAACUCAGCUUUAGCAGAAGAUCAUAAGGAUGCGACGGAAGAAACAAAUAAUGAACAUUCAGCAACAGAUGAUCAUCUAAGUUCGAAGAUAGAUGAUGUCGAUGAGAAUAUAUGCAGGCAAGAAGAUAACUGUAGAUCCUGGAAGGUGCUUGAGCAAGGGCUACUAGUGAAAGGGUUGGAGAUUUUUGGUAGGAACAGUUGUUUAAUUGCUCGGAACCUUCUUGGUGGAAUGAAGACAUGCAGUGAUGUUUUUCAGUAUAUGCACUAUAUUGAAAACAGCAGCGCAUCUGGAACACUUAGCAGUGUUGAUUCUCUUGUUAAAGGAUAUAUAAAGGGACAUGAGUUGCGCGCGAGAUCACGGUUUUAUAGAAGACGAGGACGAGUCCGUCGUUUGAAGUACACCUGGAAAUCUGCAGGUUAUCAUUUUAUAAGGAAAAGAAUUACAGAAAAGAAGGAUCAGCCUUGUCGGCAAUAUAAUCCUUGUGGUUGUCAAUCGGCAUGUGGGAAACAGUGUCCAUGUCUCAUAAAUGGGACAUGCUGUGAGAAAUACUGUGGGUGUCCGAAAAUGUGCAAGAAUCGUUUUCGAGGUUGUCAUUGUGCAAAGAGCCAGUGUCGCAGUCGCCAGUGUCCAUGCUUUGCUGCUGACAGGGAAUGCGAUCCUGACGUGUGCAGAAACUGCUGGGUGGGGUGUGGUGAUGGUUCAUUUGGAGUUCCCAACCAACGAGGCGAUAAUUAUGAAUGCCGGAACAUGAAACUGCUUCUUAAACAACAACAAAGGGUCUUACUUGGGAGAUCUGAUAUUUCUGGCUGGGGAGCAUUCCUCAAGAAUACGGUUGGCAAACAUGAAUAUCUUGGCGAGUACACUGGGGAGCUUAUCUCCCACAAGGAAGCAGACAAGCGUGGCAAGAUAUAUGAUCGUGAGAAUUCAUCGUUCCUUUUUAACCUGAAUAACCAGUUUGUUCUUGAUGCCUUCAGAAUGGGUGACAAGCUGAAGUUUGCCAACCAUUCCCCUGAUCCAAAUUGCUACGCCAAGGUUAUCAUGGUAGCAGGCGACCAUAGGGUAGGCAUCUUUGCCAAAGAACGGAUUGGUGCAGGUGAGGAGCUUUUCUACGACUACCGAUACGAGCCUGACCGAGCCCCGGUGUGGGCCCUGAACGCUGACGCUCCUGGGUCGAAAGACCCUGGGCAGCCAUCCAGCGGGCGAGCAAAGAAGCUUGCCCACUGAACAGACAUCAUUGGUUGAUUCUU